Molecule: messenger RNA, 1500 nt
Organism: Symbiodinium sp. CCMP2592
Lineage: Eukaryota; Dinophyceae; Suessiales; Symbiodiniaceae
Source: the annotation of a GenBank genome assembly
AUGCCAGCAUCCUUGUCUCCAGUUUCAGUUCUUCCUGUGGAGUCCUUGGCAGACGCAGAGGAGUCUGGAUCACAAGCGCCGCCAGAAUCGGACAAGACCUUUGAGAGUUCUUUCCAGGUCUUGGUAGCAAUGCAAGCCACAAGACCGAAUAUCCUACGAGGAAUCCCUGUUCAUCGGUUUCUGCAACGAGCACCUCGCAUGUGGGCGAAAGGGGACUUCAAGCAGCUUUAUGGGUUGAGUGAGGUCACAACGAGACUCGAUGAAUUCUGGUCCCACAGCUGGCGGACGAAAGCCUGGCUGAAGUAUGUCAACAUACUAUACCUGCACAACAGCCAACCUGCUUUUGUGGUAGGUAUGCUCUGUGCCUCAGCUGCCUUACUGUUUUGCCGGGUUGGCAUCCUGCCAUUUUACGUCGAUGGAGCGCCGCGAAGUUUCUGGUGCAGUGCCGCUGGUGCAGUGGGCUACUACUUGACUCUGCUCCUCUGGCGGCGGAGAAAGCUUGCCUUCCUUGACAUCAGCUGCAUCAAUCCGACGGAUGAUUCGCUCAAGGUAGAAGGCCUGAUCAGCAUGGGUGCUUUCCUGAAGAACUCAGAGUCGCUAUUGGUUCUAUGGGACGAGACGUAUGUCGCCAGGCUGUGGUGUAUGUUCGAAAUAGCCGCUUUCUUGCGCAGCAGAGGGCUGGGUGUGGGCACGGGGAAACGCCUGGUGGUUUGCCCAGUGUUUGUGGGCCCCGCGUUGCUGGUUGGCCAACUGGGUGCCAGUAUCUUCAUCAUAGCCACCCUCAGAUUCAGUCACGCGGGGCUUUACGCGCACCUGAUCUUCCAAGCUGCUGUGGCUUUCCCAUCUUUCUUGCUGCUCGCCUACCUGGUCCUGGCGCACUAUCACAAUGUCGAAGUGGUGCAAGACCAAAUCGGCAGCUUCACCAUGAAGGAUUCUGCGUGCUACUGCUGCUCCCGCGGUCAUGUCAAGGAUGGCGUAGAGAUGAUUUGUGACCGGGUUGUGAUCGUUCGCUGCAUUGAAGCAUGGUUCGGAUCCGUCGAGCACUUUGAGACUGCGGUCCGAGGCGAGGUUCGAAGAGCUAUGGUCCAUCAGCUCGCAAAUAACGUCUUUUCCUACUGGCGCAUUGUGCAAGGACUUUCUCCCAUAAUGUGGUUUCACAUGGAUCUGCUGGCACCAGACUUCACAGUCCACCUAUCACUUGUAGCUUGCACGUAUGUCUUCACCCUGUUGCCCAUCGUCGCUUUGAUUUGUCUUCGCUUUUGCCACGGGCUGCGCAAGCGUUUCCAGGGGAGACUAUGCUGCAAACUACUCCUGUCCACAGUUCCGCUCGCUGUCGGAAUACUGACUUAUGCGAUCUUCUUCUCUGUCGACAAGAUCCUUCUUCCAAGUCUUCUCGACGUCCAAUACUUCCAUAAUGAUCCAGUUCCUCGAACGUCCAUCGUGCUUGCGAUCUCGAGUGUGGCCACAGUCUUGCUGUGGUGGUGCUUACCCUCGAUGUGA